AUGUCGGCCGCGAAGGUGGACACGAAGGUGAUCUCGGUCAUCAAAUCCGCGGCGGACCCGCCCCUCGAGUUCGUCAAGCACACCCGCGCGUGCUUCCGAUGCAAGCUCGUGAAGACGUUCGAACAGGCGCGCUUCUUCGAGAAGGGGUGCGAUAACUGCGCGUUCUUCCAGAUGAACGACGACCGCGAUCGCGUCGCGGAGUGCACGACCCCGGCGUACAGCGGAAUCGUCUCCGUGCUCGAUCCCAAGUCGUCGUGGUGCGCGAAGUGGAUGCGUCUGAACAAGGCGGUUCCGGGGUGUUACGCGCUGGAGAUCAACGACGACGUCCCGGACGGGAUCGCGGGGGAGAUUGAGGAGCACAUGGAGAGGGGGAGGUGA
Molecule: messenger RNA, 378 nt
Organism: Micromonas pusilla CCMP1545
Lineage: Eukaryota; Viridiplantae; Chlorophyta; Mamiellophyceae; Mamiellales; Mamiellaceae
Product: transcription elongation-nucleosome displacement protein Spt4
Exons: 2
Coding region: 1-378 (125 amino acids)
Biological process (GO): transcription elongation-coupled chromatin remodeling; regulation of transcription elongation by RNA polymerase II
Cellular component (GO): DSIF complex; nucleus
Molecular function (GO): RNA polymerase II complex binding; zinc ion binding
Source: RefSeq, a predicted model, not a curated record